UGUGCUCCUGUAUGCAGAAUGACCUACGUUAUUCAUACACCCCCAGGACCCGGAAGAAUUUCAUCGCGGUCGGCUUCUCCUGUUGCUGCUAGUGAAAGUUCAACGUCUUUGUCUGCCACUUCGCAUUCCAAGAUUGCCCAUUGGAAAGGAUCUUCAAGCACCGUCGCUUCAUCGGCUGCUCCACCUCCUGGUGUGGUCAAGAGGCCACCAGCUGCACCCCCCACUACUAAACCACCCCUGCAAACCACGCGUACGGCGGCUGCAAGAGUUACUGCAAAGAAACCUACUACAGCAACUGCUCCAAAAAUCUAUCUAACUGUACCAUCAAACCCAAGGAUUAGAUCUUUGUCUCCUUCACCAUCUUCGUCGAGGGCAGAACGAAAUGUCAAACUAAGGAAAACCAAAGAACAAGCGGGUCCCCGUGGCGCCCCCAGCACCACUCGGCCCGUGCGGCCCCCCAUGUGGCUGAGCAAAGCUGAGCUGACUCAGGAGAUCCAGCGGCUGAGCAACCUGUGCGAGAUCCGGACUAAAGAACUCAACCACCUGAAAAUGGAGACGAAACACGUGUCCAUGGGAUUCGACGCUUUCUCUGCGCUCUUCAAGUACAUGGUUGAGGAUCUCAGUGCUUUGUCAGUGCCGAAUUUGACCGCCGAACUAGACAGCACAUUAAAGAAACUGGAACUUACAAAACAAGAUCUGGCAUACUAUGAGAGAGAAGUGGAGGAAAUUAAAGCUCAUCACUGUCAAGAAUUGAAUGAUUUAUCCAACAAAUUGUUUGAAGUUUACCAAACAGAAGUUGCUGAAUUGAAUGCCAAACAUCAAGAAGAAAUUAAUCAGCUUAAUGAUGAUCAUCAGAAACAGAUUGAAAAUUUGUCAUUGAAUUUCAAUACUUCAUCUGAAGAAAUUAAGGCACAACAUGAAAAACUCAUAUCUAAAUUGGAACAAGAGUUGCUUACUCAAAGAGAAGAAAUGAGAUCAUUUCAAGAAAGGGAAAUAAAAGAUUUGGAAGAGAAACAUACUCAAGGUACCAAAGUUCUGCAAGAGCAUAUUGAGCAACUUCAAAAGAAAUGUGCUGAACUGAAACAACAUUCCAUGAGCUUGGAAGAUGCAAUGCGUAAAGAUACAGACAGCAAAUUACAGUGGGUAACUACUUGCAAAGUGGACUUGGAAAAAGAAGUAGAAAGCUUAAAAGCAGUAUUAGAAAUGAGAAACAAAGAGCUGCAUACUUUGAGAAUACAAAACUUGGAAAUGGGAAAGCAGUUGGAGGACUUGCCUUUUGCUCGAGAGAAGAUCAAAAUGCUUCAAGCAAGAGCAGAAGAUUUGGAGGCUUUAAUGAAUGAAAAAACGAAAUUAGAAAGGAAACUAUGCUCUGAAAAUGAAGAAAUUCGUACCACAUAUGAGAAAGAAGCAAAGGUUAACAGGAGGCUAUCUAUGGAAAAUGAAGAGCUUCAGUGGAGACUGCGGCAAGCUGAGCAAUCCUUGCUAGCAGGAUCCUUUCCGGAAGCUGAUGAAACAAGGGAAGAAACUGAUGAUGCAACAACGCCAUCUAAAUCCCCAGCUCCACCAAUAUUAUCAAAAUCAGUAUUUUUUACUUACGUUGAUAAAGACGAAUCUUUGGGCGUUUCUCCUAGAACACCAUACAAAAGAAUCAUGCCUGGAUUUUCAUCCAAUUACAAAACUUCACCUGGAAAGGCAUCCAAGUCUUAUCUAGCACCGAGCCCCAGAAAACCAAAGAGCCUCUCCGAACCACCUCUGCCACCUAGUUUCGCUAGCACACCUAGAAAGGUGUCAAAACAAGCCUCACCCAAAUGCAACAAAAAGCGACAGAAGUCUGGAAGCGAAAGUGGUCAGCAUCCUGAUGAGCAUGAGAUGAUCCUGUCGGUGACAGAAAGCAUGGCUUCCUCUGUCAGCAGUGAAAAUUCAAUUCCCGAACAUAAAGCACUCCUGGAAGAGCACAAAGAACAAAUAAUGGCCUCACUCGAAAUUAUCCGAGAGCAACGAAGUACACAUGAGUUGCAAAUGUCACAGAGUAUGGUAGAAAAGCAGGUAAGUCGGCCAUCUAAUUUUGAAACGGACAUGUCUCGCUCGGCUGAAUUCGCCGAUCCCAAAGCGUUUUAUCACAUGACAUUCGCGGUCAUGAAAGAACCAGGGACCGAUACAGACAGUAGUAAAGUUUCGAGUUGCAACUCUUCCAAAGAAAUCACUCCUAUCACGAUGCAUUCCAUUGCCGAAAGUAGUCUGAAUCAUAACUUCAAAAAAAACACAGAGCAAAAUGCUGUACAGAUUAAUGUUCCAGCAACAGAAAUCUCAACUUCUGUAACUGUAGACAGCAGUAGAGAAAAUAAGCCAACUCAAAUAACAUCUGCACACUCAACUGAAAAUUUUCAAAAUACAGAGGCUAAUGCUUGUGAUACUGCUGAUCAUUGGAGAACUAUUUAAGACAACCUCUAGUGAAUAUAUUUGUCUGUUGAUAUUGAAUGAGCUUUGUUUAAAUUAAAGAUAUAUAUAUACAAUGAUUAGUGGUAAGUCAAUGUUUUGGCAUAUCGAAAUUAUUUUGUCGAAUUUCGUUACUUUUAAAUUUUUAAUGUUUUAUUUAAACAAACGAAAAGUUACAUGUUCCUCUUGUUCAUUUAUUGUCAACUUUAAUAUAUUUUAGAGAUUUUUUUAUAAGUGUUCAAGAGUUUAAAGUUUAAUUCUAUUUUCUACUUAAAAUACAAUCUCUGAAUAUUAUUAGAAAUAAAGAACAAAGAAAUUAGAAUCAUAAAUGCAUUUGAAAACUUAUACACUACAUUUUGGAUUUUCUUAUAGAUGAUUUUAAAACUUAUUUAUAAUUGAAUUUUGAUUUCAAUACCUAAGGACUAUUUGUGAAGAAAUCUUUUACAUUUAAAACAUUUAGAAAAAUAUUUGCAUUACCGGUGAAAAAACAAACCAUAGCUUCAUUGUUGCAUCAGUUCAGUGUUUUUUACGGGAAAUAUAUAGAUAUGUAUAUAUAGUCUGUUCUAAGUGGAUAAAUAUAUCCUAAAAUCCUCAGAAUAUAUAAACCGUUAUUUCUUGAAGUGAUGAAUUAUUUAGAGCUAGUUCUGAAACUCUUUGUGUUUGUACAGACAAAUUAAAUAAUUGAACGAAUCUAGUCAACAUAAAUUUGAGCUAACUUAUGGUAGAUGUAUUUUAUUUAAUUCAUUGACAACAAAAUGUAAACCUGAUAAGCUGGUAAGUUUUGAUAUAUAGAGGUUAGUUUUCUUGAUUUGGAAUGAUCUAUUGAACAUACUUGUAGAUAAAAAUAAUUUGCUUUCAAGAAAAUUUAACAUUACUUCUGACAUUCCAAUGAUUCGUCCAAUAUGUUACAAGAGAACAGAAAGAAGUUUCAUGUGUGCUGUGUAAAUGUUUACCUAAAAAUGAGUGAAUUUAAAAGCAGGAGUCUUAAAUACUUAAUUCUUUGUAAAUAUUUUCUUGCUUUUAUAGCUCACCUCACUGCCGAAAUAUUUAUAAGUAGUUGUAAAACGCAGCUGCCAUUGUGUUCACAUGUGGCAAUAACUUAUUAUGUAUAACUUUGUUUUUAUUGUAAGUGCUUACUUUACAUGUUUAGCUAGUUAAUGUUCAAUGUGUUUAUUGAAUGUUGAAAUUUAAUUGCAUCAUAUGUUCAUUCCUUCCUUCAAAGAAAAAACUGCACAUGAAAGCUUACACAUGAAUGCACGCAUUGAAACAUGUAAAUAUGUUGCAGAAAAAGAUGAAAGUAUGUUGAGGCUUGUUGUCAAUUGUAAAAAGAAUUUGUGAAUAAAGAGAUUAUGUGAAAGAA
Molecule: messenger RNA, 3796 nt
Organism: Uloborus diversus
Lineage: Eukaryota; Metazoa; Arthropoda; Arachnida; Araneae; Uloboridae
Product: microtubule-associated tumor suppressor candidate 2 homolog
Exons: 14
Coding region: 19-2439 (806 amino acids)
Cellular component (GO): nucleus; cytoplasm
Molecular function (GO): microtubule binding
Source: RefSeq, a predicted model, not a curated record